AUGCCUGGUGUUGAGAAUCCUGAGCUGAAUCCAUGGUCUCUCUUUGAAGUACUGGGACAGAGGAGCAUUCUGGGAGUUGUAGUUCUGAUCACAUGGUUGGUGCUAUUCCACCUUCUGGUUAACGUAUGGCUACUGUGCAUCUUUACCAGCCUUUUGGUAGUGCUGGGUGGAUGGCUGGGAUCUCGUGUUGCUUUGGAUGCCGACAGCCUCAUUCACUUGGAGCAUUUUCUCCCCCUGAUAGGUUAUUCUCCUCAGGCUCACACUUCCACAGAGAGCGAGCGAAAACUGGACUGGGAGAUUCAAAGUAUCAUCGAUAAGGCUGUUAGGGACUUUGUGUCAUCCUGGUACAGUAGUUUUGUAUCAAUAGGAGCGGAUGAGUUUGAAUGGGAGGUGAGGAAUGCUAUGCUGGAAGCAGCUGGUGAAUUAAAGAGGAGGGCAAAGCUGGUGGACAGAAGGGAACUGGCUCACAGGGUUCUUGAGCUUUGUGGUUGCCAUCUGCAGAGCUUCGGUCAUGCCAAGCAGCUCCAGCUGCAUGAAUCUCACCAAAAAGAUAGGGAAGGAAAUAGCUCCACAUUGUGGAGUUUGUACAGUAAAGUUGACCUGCCUCACCCUGCACUGGCCAGUCAAGCUACCCAGUUAUCCUACUCUAGAGCACUGGUAGAUCUCCUCAUGCAUGUCCUCAUUCCACAGUCUCACCUGGAAACACGAACAGGCCGGUACAUUGUGAGAGAGCUCAUUACAUGUAAUGUUCUUCUGCCCCUAGUGACAAGAAUAUCCAAUCCAGAUUGGUUAAACCAGAUGAUUGUGGACAUGUUCACCAAGUCCACUGACAAAGAAGAAACACUCUGUGUAAGCCCACAGCAAUUGCCUCCAGCACACCUGGAGGAAUCCUAUAGCAGCUUUUGGAAACGUGACCCCCCGAUUGCUUUUGACUGUCCAGAAACCUCCAGCAUGCAGACAGCUUGGUCUGUAUCUACAGCUCCCCUCCAUGAUUCUUCUGAAUCAAGUUUUUACAGUCAAUGGUCAUCCAGUGAAAAUGUGCAAAGAGGGAAAAGCCCAGAAUUGCUUUUUCCAAAGAGAAUGAUCCAAAAUACAGCCAAGGUACUUCAAUCUCCAUACCGCACCAGCCGUCUUUACGGACACACUGACUGUGAUUUGGAAUCCCCCUCUUCUGAAGGCAGAAAGUCGUCUAUUGAGUCUCUAAAACAAACUGAAUCAGAAGAGGAUUCGACAGAGAAUUUCUGUGACUGCAUAUGUCCUUCAGAUCUUUGUGGCUUGGUUGGUUUGGAGGAGGACACGUUGUGCCGUUUAGGAAAGUGUUUUAAGCGAAACAUCAUUUCAGAGCCCCCUUUGUGGCCUGAGAGAAUUGUGGAAGAGUCAGCAGUUGGACCCCUAAAUAACUUGGACUCAUUCGGUACAGAAAGCCUAGGAAGUGUAGAUGGACCAGUAACGAUUCAAAACUUGCAAAUUAGUGGGACUAUCAAAGCCAAAGCGCAAAAAAGCAGCGGCACUUAUGCUUAUACUCUAUACACUGUAAAGUAUAAAGCUACUGCAGAGGAUUCAACCACUGAUCAACCUGUCACAUAUCGCACAGUAAAACGGCGCUAUAGUGAGUUUCUAAAUCUGCAAGCACGUUUGGAGGAAAGGCCUGAUCUCAAAAAGGUUAUUAAAAAUGUCAAAGGUCCAAAGAAACUGUUUCCAGACCUUCCCUUCAGCAACACAGACACAGACAAAGUGGAAGCCAGGAGAAGCCAACUGGAAUCAUUCCUCAGGAAACUCUGUGCCAUCCCGGAGGCAGCCAACAGUGAGGAAGUACGCGAGUUUCUUGCACUCAACACUGAUGCCAGAAGAGCUUUCCAGAAGAAACCAUCCAGUUCACGUAUUGACAAGAUGGUGGAGAACAUAGUUGACACUUUGAAGACGACAUUCCCACGCUCAGAGCCACAGAGCCCUACAGAGGAAGGAGAUCAACAGAGAAAGCCCCGUCUGAGAUUCUCCAGUAAAAUUGCUCCAACGCUUAACGUCCCAGACCUGGGACCUAAAGUGUCAUACUUGUUCAGUGAACACUGCCCAGUUCUUAGAGGGUUCUCACUAUCAGAUCUGGAGGGUUUUUUGAAGGAGCAGGAGAUGCAGGUGGAUGGUGUUUUCAAGAGUCAAUCGAGGUACAAAGAAGAACUGAAACCUGUGGAAAAGAAGGAAAGAGGAACAGACACCGCACUGGCAGACAUCGCUCUGAAUAUCUUGUGUUUGCUGAUGAAGGACAGGUGGAGCUGGCUGUGUACAGAAAACAUCCAGAAAACCAUCAGACUGCUCUUUGGCACUUUUAUUGAAAGGUGGUUAGAGGUAGGCAUAGCCCACCUGACCAGUACAUCAUGCUGGGUGAUUUAUCUACGGGUUCUCCAGAAUGCAGUGUGGCCUGGAGGUGAGCUGCCUGUGGGACCACGGCCAGAGAGAAGUCCAGAGCAGAUAGAAAAGACCAGACUUCAAUGCGUGCAGUGCCUCAUGCAGCUGUUCCCAGAGUUAAUUACAGACAUGCUUGGCUCUGGGAAAUGCAGGCUGGUUUGGGAACAUGUAGUGGACUCUUUACAGGACCCCAGUAUCAACAGGCACUUGGUUUACUGUAUCUUUGAACUUCUGCUGGAGUUCCUGGUUCCAGAAUUUUCCAAAGAGACAUUCCAGAGGUCUUUAUUUCGCAGUGUUCAAGGGGAUGUAGAGAGAAUGCCAUUAUCUGUCUGAGGAGACUGUGUUUUUUCCCUGGUUUUAGUCUGAGGAUAUUUGUAUCUGCUUUUAUCAGUCUGGCUUAUCAGUUGGCUGUGCUUGCAAACAGCUGCUUUCGUUGAAGUUUUGAAUAGGGAAUUGAUAUAGUUGUAUUAACUGUCAUAACUAACAUUUUAGAUUGGUUUAGUAUUAAAAUAUAAAUAUUUUUUCAAAUGCUUGCAGAGAAUGGUUUACCAAAACUAAGUUGCUGGGUUGAUCUUUUUCACAUUUUAUAGGUUGAUAGAAGAACUGGGGACCCAAUUACUUAAACAUGGAAAAAGUCAAAUUUUCAUGAUAUGUUCCCUUUGAUGUUUUAUUUACUAGGUCCUACUACUAUCUAAAAGAAAAUUAUGAAACACUGUCACUUCAUAUCACAGUCAAAUGUCUUUAAAAAUGUAAAUGUUUUAUUAUUUCCUGUUAGUAAACUGGUGUAUAUAAUACAGCCUGAUCUCAUAAGAAAAUGCAUUAAGUUAGAACAACUUCGUUUUACAAGUCAAUUCAACAUACUAUUUUAAAUUUUGACAUUAUAAAGUUGACAUAACUUAAAAAAAAAACUUAAUUUGUUCAAUGUAUGAUUGUGAUCAUACAAAUUAGCCACUUCAUAAAAUAUGUACGAAUUGCCAUGAGAUAGCAUUAUAAUCUUUCUCUAUUCAUAAGGUCAGAUCAUUGUGGGCCACACUAAGAUAUCACAAAUCUAGUCUUUCUCUAGUCUAUCUGAUUAAUGUCAUCUUUUUCAUUGUCUUUUUAUUAUUAUUAUCAUUAUGAAGUUAUAAUUAUUUUUUUUUUGCAUCAGCAGAAAUUUUAUCAUAAGUCAUACCUGUGGCAAAUGAAACAAAUGUUUUCUUGAUCAAGGCUUCUUAAUGCAUGUGGCAUUUCGUGCUCAUAUUGCAUGUUGGUGCAUAAUAUUCCUGUAAAUAUUAUAGCUGAUACAGUACACACAAGCACGCAUUUUCCAGGAUUUCUCGUCUUAAAAAGCCCACAGAGGGCUCAAAUUCUUCAUGGAUAUUAGCAUUUGUCAAAUAUAAGAUUUGUCAUUUCAGGAAAUUGUCUUAUUUCUUAAUUGUUUAAUAUGUUUAAUAGUCUCUGCCCUGUGUAGUUUGUAGACAAAACAAAGAUGUGAGUCAGUUGUACAUUUUUGCUUACAUACCAGCUUGAUUUCAUUUUCUGUC
Paramisgurnus dabryanus is the source of this 3926-nucleotide messenger RNA. It is a transcript of the gene snx19a, whose product is annotated as sorting nexin 19a. Lineage: Eukaryota; Metazoa; Chordata; Actinopteri; Cypriniformes; Cobitidae. Gene Ontology annotation, molecular function: phosphatidylinositol binding. The record is from RefSeq and is a predicted model, not a curated record. Gene Ontology annotation, cellular component: intracellular membrane-bounded organelle.